This is a messenger RNA of Engraulis encrasicolus (European anchovy), 1321 nucleotides long. It is a transcript of the gene cldn15la, whose product is annotated as claudin 15-like a. NCBI's taxonomy places the organism in Eukaryota, Metazoa, Chordata, Actinopteri, Clupeiformes, Engraulidae. The transcript has 5 exons. Gene Ontology annotation, cellular component: bicellular tight junction; plasma membrane. Gene Ontology annotation, molecular function: structural molecule activity. The record is from RefSeq and is a predicted model, not a curated record. Gene Ontology annotation, biological process: bicellular tight junction assembly; cell adhesion. The coding region runs from base 97 to 759 and encodes 220 amino acids.
AUCAACGUUUAAGGGGAUUUUUGACUGUCAUUGUCUUCAUCACUGAGAGUACGGGGGAAAAAAACCUAGUAGUGUCGUUUCCCGCCAAACAAAAUCAUGUCAACGGCUUUAGAGGCAGUGGGAUUUUUCUUGUGUGUAGCCAGUUGGCUCAUCAUCGGGACGUCUUUAGCCAACGAUUACUGGAGGGUGUCUUCGUAUCAUGGCAGUGUAAUUGUCUCCAAUCGACAGUAUGAGAACCUCUGGCACUCCUGCGCCGAAGACAGCACUGGGAUCGCAAACUGCCGAGACUUUGAAUCCUUGUUGGCACUGCCAGGUUAUAUCCAGGCCUGCCGUGCUCUGAUGGUGAUCGCCCUUCUUCUGGGCUUGGUCUCCACCAUCAUGUCGAUCAUGGGCCUGAAGUGCAUCAAGCUGGGCAGCACCACUGAACAGGGCAAGGCUAGGAUCGCCGUCACCGGCGGCAUCCUCUUCAUUCUAGCAGGCUUGUGUGUUAUGACAGCAUGCAGCUGGUAUGCAUCCCGCAUUGUUGAGGAAUUCAACAACCCAAUGUUUGGAGGCACCAGGUUUGAGCCCGGUGCGGGCCUGUAUAUUGGCUGGGCGGGUGGCAUCCUGGCCAUGCUGGGAGGGUCCAUGAUGUGCUGUGCCUGCAAGAGGGCAUCUGCCGGAGGCGCUGGCGGUGGCUACCCUGGACAUGCAGGAAAGUCUCAAGUCUACAAACCAACCCCCAUGUCUGACCCCGCGAGUGUCAGGAACUAUGUCUGAGGCAUCGUACUGACAUUAACACCACUUGCUCCGAUGAUCUUCCCACAUCUGUUUCCUUUUUUAGUUGGUUACUUCUGCUCAUUGUAGGACCAUGUGGGCUUUAUAAAGUACUAAUACUGUAAAGAUAGCUAGAGGAAGUGGUUUCAGUCUUUUUGACAACGUGUUCUGCUUCUGCAUUACUAAAGAGUAGAAUUUACCUGAGUCUGUAUUUACAACACAGAAGUUUUUUUUUAUUGCAUUACAAUUACCUUGCAUUUGGCGCUUUAUAACCAAAGCGACUUUCAAAAGAGGACAUAAUAAUAGCCAACAACACUAGCAGAUGCAAAGUGCACAGGAAAUAUACAGAACAACAAGUGCAGAUGCAAAGAAGGGAUAGUUCGGGAUUUUUUGUUUUGUUAUUUUGUUAUUGCAAAUUUUGUUUGCCAUACAAGAAACAAUGGCAAACAAAACAAUUAUUUUGUUAUUGCCAUACAUCUAUGUUUUUUUUAACACUGUAACAUAUAUUUUACCAAACCUUAGUUUGUUAUUAGUUUCAAACUGACAAUGAGAAUGAAAUUAAAUA